Messenger RNA from Lentinula edodes (shiitake mushroom), 714 nucleotides. RefSeq lists its product as uncharacterized. The transcript has 6 exons. The coding region runs from base 1 to 714 and encodes 237 amino acids. NCBI's taxonomy places the organism in Eukaryota, Fungi, Basidiomycota, Agaricomycetes, Agaricales, Omphalotaceae. The record is from RefSeq and is a predicted model, not a curated record.
AUGUAUGUCCGAGUUUCCGAUGUAGGCUUGCAUUUCAAAGCCUAUAUCUUCAUCUUGGUCCUUGGAUUUGUGUUCAUGCGUUUCAAGGCCGCCUAUAUCUUCAUCUUGCUCGUUGAGCAAUGUGAUUGUGGUCGUCGCGUUGAGGCACUCACUAGCCAUACUUUCUACGAGGCAGCUGUCCCCGCGCGCGCUGAGGGAACUCGUGGAGAAAUAAAGAUCAUAGGGAACGGCAGUGGCACAAUGCUCAGAUUGUGCAAUCUUUGGAGUCUCUUCCUCAAGGGAAUCGUGGACAAACCCAUUGGUCUCGAACUGGAGCCUGAAAAAAUUCCGGUUCCGGUUCACGAAGUUAGUGGUAACUGCCAGUGGAGCUCCCGGAAUCGAAAAUGGACAACUUUUACUUCAGAAUUUCGGAAAAGGGAAACCCUGGUCUUCAUUCCAUUAGAUCAUAGCCAUCCUGAAUAUGUCUUUGAUGCUCCGCUACCGCUGCUGUUCGAAUUAUUUUUGAACUUGAGAGGAUCAGCGGAAUACGUAUACCGUCAAUUAUGUAUAGCGAUAGUUCUGGAAUUCUUCCGUAUAUUUUUCAGUGUUCGCCACGUCGUCAACGUUAACAGAGAUUGCACAGUUCCAAUAGUCGUAGUGUACACUGAAUUUACGUAUUCGGAAGGCUUCGGAAGGCUAGAAAGUGCUUCAACGAGAUUCGAUGAGAGAGGAUGA